Messenger RNA from Sycon ciliatum, 1147 nucleotides. RefSeq names its product lipoamide acyltransferase component of branched-chain alpha-keto acid dehydrogenase complex, mitochondrial-like. The coding region runs from base 238 to 510 and encodes 90 amino acids. The transcript is spliced from 2 exons. The record is from RefSeq and is a predicted model, not a curated record. NCBI's taxonomy places the organism in Eukaryota, Metazoa, Porifera, Calcarea, Leucosolenida, Sycettidae. Gene Ontology annotation, cellular component: cytoplasm; mitochondrion. Gene Ontology annotation, molecular function: acetyltransferase activity; lipoic acid binding.
CAUACGGUUUUCUAGCCCUUUUUCCUGGAGCUUGUCUAGUCUCCUCGUGUCGUUUCUGUUUUCAUUGGUUUUGGUUUUACGUUGUCUAAUGAUAACUAUCAUAAGCAACAGUUUGAGUUUGAGUCUAAGAGAACCCAAGAUGCGCUCGCGUUGAGCCAAAGCAGCCUUACAAAGAUAGCCUUUUGUAAAUUGGUCCUUCGAGCCGGAUCGCCGGAUUCGAACCAGAGAAGACUAGAGAUGGCAGAUAGUAUUGGUCCGCAGCAGAAGAUCGCCAAGGCUAAGGCGAAGACGGAAUAUACUAAUGUCCGCCGUGGGUUGCUGGUGUCCAUCGUAUCGGAAACCGCGGUGCCACGGUUUGACAAAGACGACAAUGUGGUCAAGGCGCGUAUUCUGAACGUCAGCUGGUCCGCCGAUCAUCGUGUGAUCGACGGUGCCACUGUGGCACGCUUUUCCAACCUCUGGAAACAGUACCUUGAGAACCCAGCCACGCUCCUAGCCGAUAUGCGAUGAACCAAGCGGACACAUUCGUUUUAACUUCAACUAACCCACUUUUUCUCACGCAGAUUUAAAUGAUUCAAAGUCUGCCGAUAACACCUUCUUUCUUUUUUUUACCACAAUAAAUUCUACUCUCGGAGUAUAAAACAAUUCACUUUUUGUAGGAAUCUACGCACGCAAGGUCGAGAAUGGUGUGUUUUAACUGCAGUCAACUGUUCUGACACUUUCAUGUUGUCUGGUGAUGGUGCGCUUGCACUUCAGUUGUUAAAAAAAUUAAAAAUACACUGUAGUAAGUAUACGUGAUGGGCAUAUGCCGCCUUGCACAGCAGCGUGUGCAACCAUGGGGAGUCAUUGGUGAUGAUCACGCUCUCUUCUCCUCAUACGUUAUUAUUAUUAUUAUUAUCCUGUCACGCCCAUAACUAGCUUGGAUAGAAUUUAGCCAGGCUUUGUGUCCCAUGACCAGAUGACUUCUUCAGCCUGGUGUGUGUGUGUGUGUGUGUGUGUGUGUGUGUGUGUGUGUGUGUGUGUGUGUGUGUGUGUGUGUGUGGUGGAUACCAGGCUAAAAAUAGUGGCGGUCAAUUCAUCAGCCUUGCAAGCUGUUGAAUGGUGUAAUCCCAGCACAAGUUGCUAUGUCUAACAUAGCUGUUCGCUA